Messenger RNA from Theobroma umbraticum, 2539 nucleotides. RefSeq lists its product as uncharacterized. The record is from RefSeq and is a predicted model, not a curated record. NCBI's taxonomy places the organism in Eukaryota, Viridiplantae, Streptophyta, Magnoliopsida, Malvales, Malvaceae.
AAAAAGAAGGAAGGAAAACCCGGCUAUAUUUUAUUAAGUAACGAAAAUAACUAAUGAUUCUUGUUUAAUAUGAGAAUUUCGCCAUUGACGUGAAAAGGAGCGGCGGAGGAAGAUAUAGACAUCUGAACCAAUUGCAGAAAUGUAUUGCAAGUCAUAUCAGACGUGUAGUUCCAAUGCUCAAGAAAAGGGAAGUUACUUCCAGUGGUCAAGUGAAAUGGACUCUUGCCUUGCCAAGAUACUAGCUGAGCAAGUGAAGAAGGGUAACAAGACCGACAAUGCUUUGAAGCCUGCAGCAUACAUAGGCGCCCUAACUGCUAUAAACAAAAAAUUUGGGUUUGAUUUGACAGAAGAACAUCUAAGAAAUCGGCUAAAAACAUGGAAGAAACAGUUUGGGAUCUUAAAGGAGCUUCUUGAUCAAAAGGGAUUUCAGUGGGAUGAGAAACAAAGGAUGGUUGUUGCAGAUGCUUCUGUAUGGAAUGAUUACAUCAAGGCACAUCCUGAUGCUAGGCAGUUCCAGGGAAGAACAAUUGACAAUUAUUAUGAGUUAUGUAUUAUUAUUGGCAAUGAUCAAGAUAUAGCAGGCUGUUUGGAAAAUGGUGCAGUAACUCAUAUGCAAUCUGCAGCCAACAUAGAUGGUCUAGACACUGCCAGUUCAUCUGACAUUCAGAGUGAUGACAACCACAUAAAAAACUUGAGGUGGACUGUUGAAAUGGAUUACUACCUAGGUAAGAGUCUUGUGGAGAAAGUGAAGGAGGGGUAUAAACUGGAUGGUACCUUACAGCCGGAGGCAUAUGAUGCUGCUCUUUCAACCUUGAAUGAAAAAAUUGGGCUUGAAUUGACAAAAGAUCACAUUAGGAAUAGGCUUAGAACUUGGAAGAAACAGUAUGGCGUUUUAAAGCAACUGUUUUCUCAUCCUGGUUUCAAAUGGGACAAAACACGGAAGAUGAUCAUUGCAGAUGGCUCAGUAUGGACCAACUAUGUCAAGGCUCACCCUGAUGCCAGGAUAUUCCGUGGAAGAGUUAUUGAGAACUAUGAUAACUUGUGCAUAAUCUUUGGCAACGACAAUGAGGUUGCAGAGGGUGUUGAUAUCUCCCCUUUGCAGAAUGGUGUCAAGGUGAAAGAUCAAGCAAAGAACAUGAUGUGGACAUAUGAGAUGGACCAAUACCUCAGCAAGGUUCUGGUGGAGCAAGUCAAACUUGGGAAUAAGAGUAAAUUAGACAACAAAUUAAGACCUCUAGCUUAUGAGGCCGCUGUAUCUGCUUUGAGUAAAAGGUUUCAGCUUGAUUUGACAAGAGAGCAUAUAAGGAAUCGUCUCAAAACGUGGAAGAAACAGUAUGAGAUUCUGAAAGAGCUUCUGCAUCACAGUGAAUUUGAAUGGGAUAAAGCACAAAAUAUGGUCAUUGCAAAUGAUUCUGCAUGGAAUCGAUAUAUUAAGAGUAAUCCUGAUGCUAGGUCUUUUCAAGGACGUGUCAUCAGAAACUACUACGAGCUAUUUGCCAUCUUUGGUUGUGAUGAUCUGCUUGAAAGUUCACUAAAUAGUUCUAAUGAUGAUGUAAGUUUGACUGCGAAUAAUGAAGCUGCAGAUACUGAGGAGUUGUUUUACGGACAGAGUGAUGUUGCAAAAGACAAAGGGAAGUACAUAUUAUGGACAGAUGAGAUGGACCGGUGCUUGACAGAACAGCUGGUGCAGCAAGUGACUCUUGGAAAUAAGCAUCAGAAAAGUUUUAAGCCUGUGGCAUUUAGAGCUGCUCUGUCUGUUCUAAACAAAAAGUUUUCAUUGGACUUGACAACAGAAAAUAUUGGAAACAGGCUCAGGACCUGGAAGAAACAGUACAGGCUUGUGAAAGAACUCCUCUCUCAACGUGGAUUUGAAUGGGAUGAGGGACAAAAGAUGGUUAUUGCUAAUGACUCGGAAUGGAGAGAGUGCAUCAAGAGAAAUCCUGAUGUAAGCCGCAUACGAGGACGGUGUAUUGAUAAUUUCAGUGAGUUAAAUAUUAUUGUUGGCAAUGAGCUGGCAGUCGGACACCGGUCUGAAGCAGGUGAUAGAGUUGUAAAUCCUAUUCAAAAUAGUGAAGAACCUGUGGAAGCCCCAGUACAAGUCGUGGUUGAUGAAGAAAUGGGCCAUGAUAAUACUGAUGAUGACAUGCAAGUUUCAUCUCAGCAGACUAGAGCCAGACCUUCUUCUUCUUCGCAUGCCAAGGAGGCAUUAAAGAGGAGGCGUGUUAGUGAUGCAAUGUUAGAGAUGAUGAGUGAUAUGGCAGCAAAUAUUGGUAGGAUUGCUGAUGCAUUGACAGAAAGCAAGGCAGUAUGCUUGGAUGAACUAUUUCAAAUGGUGCAGACUAUUCCUGAGUUUGAUGACGAUCUUAUAAUCGAUGCAUGUGAGUACCUUUCUUUUGAUGAGAAGAGAGCCAUGAUGUUUGUGAAAUUGGAUGAGAGGUUAAGAAAAAAGUGGUUAUUAAAACGAUUGCGGGGUUAGGGUAGUUGAAAAUGGGAAAGAUUAUUGUACCUCUUUAGUUAUUAUAUCUUCUUCUCUUUUUAA